AUGUCCGCUGGGGGUGAACAUUUGAAAGAUGAAGGCUCCAAAAGGCAGACGGUGCUCGCUGGCGGAGCCGCUGGCUUGAUCUCCCGCUUCUGUAUUGCGCCUCUCGACGUGGUGAAGAUUCGACUGCAGCUGCAGGUUCACUCGCUUUCGGAUCCUCUCUCGCAUCAAACCAUCAAUGGACCCAUCUAUAAAGGCACCAGAUCGACAAUGCAGGACAUUGUGAGACAAGAGGGUAUCACGGGUCUGUGGAAGGGCAACGUCCCCGCCGAACUCAUGUACGUUUGCUACGGAGCGCUCCAAUUUACCGCAUAUCGAACGAUCACUCAAGCACUGGAGCAAAUGGGCCCUUACCGUCUGCCACAAUCCGCCGAAUCCUUCGUCUCUGGAGCCCUAGCCGGCGGAAUCGCGACCGCCACGACAUAUCCACUUGAUCUUCUUCGCACGAGAUUCGCCGCCCAAGGGAAUGAGCGCAUCUACCGAUCCCUGAGCUCCUCCCUACGGGAAAUCGCCCAACAAGAGGGAACCAAGGGAUUCUUCCGUGGCUGCUCGGCCGCCGUGGUGCAGAUUGUGCCCUACAUGGGCCUCUUCUUCACCGCCUAUGAAGGGUUUCGUCCUGUGUUAGCUCAAUGGGAACAACUACCAUUAGGUACAGGAGAUGCGGCUGCUGGUGUACUGGCCAGCGUGAUCGCCAAAACCGGUGUUUUCCCCUUGGACUUGGUUCGCAAGCGUCUGCAGGUGCAGGGCCCUACGCGAACCCGUUACGUGCAUCGCAACAUUCCUGAAUAUACGGGUGUCAUGCAGUCCAUUGGACUGAUUUUGCGAACACAAGGUGUGCGAGGUCUAUACCGGGGCUUGACCGUGAGUCUGCUCAAAGCAGCCCCGGCAAGUGCAAUCACAAUGUGGACCUAUGAGAGGGCCUUGAAGAUGCUUCAGGAGACAGGUAUUCUCGCAUAG
Penicillium diatomitis is the source of this 954-nucleotide messenger RNA. RefSeq names its product thiamine transporter TPC1. The coding region runs from base 1 to 954 and encodes 317 amino acids. Gene Ontology annotation, biological process: thiamine pyrophosphate transmembrane transport. Gene Ontology annotation, cellular component: mitochondrial inner membrane. Gene Ontology annotation, molecular function: thiamine transmembrane transporter activity. The transcript is spliced from 2 exons. The record is from RefSeq and is a predicted model, not a curated record. NCBI's taxonomy places the organism in Eukaryota, Fungi, Ascomycota, Eurotiomycetes, Eurotiales, Aspergillaceae.